Molecule: messenger RNA, 1351 nt
Organism: Parasteatoda tepidariorum (common house spider)
Lineage: Eukaryota; Metazoa; Arthropoda; Arachnida; Araneae; Theridiidae
Source: RefSeq, a predicted model, not a curated record
AUUUCUGGCUCUUGCGCCAAAAACACUAAAUAACUAACCUAAGUGAUUCAAAACCAGAGGACUACAGGAACUUUUUGAGAAUGGACCAAGAAAGUUUUGAUCAUCUACUGGAUUUACUCCGCCCUGACAUUGAGAAGACAGAUACAAAGAUGCGUGAAGCGAUUUCUGCAAGUCAGAGAUUGUCUAUCACAUUGAGGUACCUGUCGUCUGGCAUGGAUUUAGCUGAUCUCAAAUUCACGUGCGCCAUUGCUCCACAGACUCUGCAACUCAUCAUAAUGGAAACUUGCUCUGCAAUGAUCAAGGCAUUGAAGGAGAACAUUCAGGUUAGUAAUUAUAGCCAAGUAAAUCUCUUUAUAUUUGUCCCAAAAACGACGGAUGGAUGGAAACGAGUUGCACAGGAAUUCGAAGAACAAUGGAAUUUCCCCAACUGCGUCGGGAGCACUGACGGCAAACACGUAUCAAUCCAAAAACCUCCCCAUUCUGGAUCCUACUAUUUUAAUUACAAAGGUUUUUUCAGCAUCGUGCUUAUAGCUAUUGUUGAUGCAAAUUAUAAAUUUCUGAUGGUCGAUGUCGGAGCAAAUGGCCGAGUGUCAGAUGGAGGUGUGUUGAAGAACACUUUGUUUUGGCACAAGUUGUCUGAGAACCAGCUUAAUAUGCCUGAUCCUCGAGAGUUACCAGGCACUCCUAAUAAACAAUUUCCGUACGUCUUCGUUGGAGAUGAAGCUUUCCAACUUCUCCCUGAAUUCAUGAAGCCCUACAACAGAGCUGCUUUGACGAAUGAGAAAAGGAUUUUCAACUAUAGACUCUCACGAUCCAGAAGAGACGUUGAAAAUGCUUUUGGUAUAUUAACGAAGAGAUUCAAAAUACUUCAAAACACCAUUAAAUUUGAACCAAUGAAAGCUAGAAAAAUCGUAAUGGCGAGUUGCCAUUUGCACAACUAUUUAUGCUCAAAAAACAGAACCAAGUAUUUGCAAUCUCAGGAUAUUGACAGAUACGAUGUCCUGACUGGUGCUGUGGAACCUGGGUCAUGGAGACAAGACAUUGCACAGAUGGUACAGCUUCAAAGAACCAAAGGCAAUUCUACAGUAGAGGCAAAAAGAAUAAGGGAUGACUUCUGCGAAUUUUUCAACACGUCUGGGUCAGUUCCGUUGCAAAGCAAGUGCCUUGUGUAAUGUAGAUGAAUAAGUAAUAACAUUACUCGUAAUAUAAAAUAAAUAUGAAUAUCUACUGUAAAAAUAAAAUAAAAUUCUUACCUCCGAAGUAUCAGUCUGUGCGAUUUCCAAUUGGGCUUUUAUGAAGUAUAUUUCAUUGAAAUACCAAAGUGAGGGUUCAGGGAUGUCAUCCGCAGACG